Messenger RNA from Bombus terrestris (buff-tailed bumblebee), 1021 nucleotides. RefSeq names its product BLOC-1-related complex subunit 8 homolog. The coding region runs from base 339 to 851 and encodes 170 amino acids. NCBI's taxonomy places the organism in Eukaryota, Metazoa, Arthropoda, Insecta, Hymenoptera, Apidae. Gene Ontology annotation, cellular component: BORC complex. The transcript is spliced from 2 exons. The record is from RefSeq and is a predicted model, not a curated record.
UUACCAGAUAUUAUAUUUCGUCAAAAGAAAACAGUUUUGUUAGCAGUUAAUUUCCGGCAACGAGUGUUUAAUAAAAUGGCGGUGAAAACAAACUAAUGUUUUGUUGAAUGUAUACAAAAAUUUGAUUGAUACGGAAAAUUUAAUUAAUUUAUUUGUAAUAUUAUAUAUCAUACAUUAAUAACAAUAAAGAAAUUGUGUCGAAUAUUCUCAGUAUAUCAUAAAAUAGGAAAACAGAAUUUUUCAUUGAUUAAAUUGAUUUAAUUUUUGAAUUUUGUAUAUUUAUAACUUAUAAAUUCUUCGUAACUUAUUAUUUAUACAAUAUUUGCAGUAUUUAUACGAUGACUGCAAAAAUAUAUCAACCAGAUCAAGAAUUAGAGACGAAGGUUAAAAAAGCAACUGAACGUAUAUCUGAAAACAUGCAUAUAGUUGCAAAUGAACCAUCGCUUGCAUUUUAUAGACUUCAGGAACAUGUAAGAAAGGCAUUGCCUCCUAUGGUGGAUAAACGAGUAGAAGUGCUUACACUUCAACAGCAACUUUUAGGCAGGUGUUAUGAUGUAGAGUAUGCUGUAAGUGCUAUUAAGACAAUGCAUGGUGCUGGGAAGAGUUUUGAGAACACCUUAGAAUUUAUCAAGAACGCUAUAUUUUUCAAACAACAAUUAAAGUAUGAAGAACAGCGUAGGCACAAGAAAGAUGGAAAUAGAGAUUCUGUAUACAAAAGACUAUCGGCACACAUUCCUACCUUAGAUCAUUUACCAGAUGAAAUAUCUGAUGUUGUAAGAGAAACUGCCAAUAGGGUAGAGUCUAUGAUGAAUCAUGCCAGAUAUUCUACCGAGGUUCAAAAAACAAAUUGAACUUCACAACUGACAAUUUAAUGUAUUAAAAUAUAAUAUUGUCAAGAGAUAUAAAUGUGGAUAUUGUAAAUAAUAAUUGAUUUUAACUAUAGACGAAUAACUUGUUUAUAGUUAAAAGGUUAUGUAAAAAAAAUGUAUAAUGGAAGUGAAAUAAAUUAUUGUUCUUAAUA